UCUUUGUCUCCUCAUCACUACUCCAAUGAUGUGAACUUCUUCUUCUCUCUUACCCUAUUCUUUUUACCUCUCCGAUCUCUCGAUCCAGCACAAAUCUAGCUCAUUAAUAAUCUUGAUUCCAUCACCAAACAUGUCAUCUGAAAGAGGAAAACAUCAUGUUUCCGACGAGGGAUCCGAUGAUUUCCAUCAACCUCAGCCGCCGAGCAGAUAUGAAUCUCAAAAACGAAGGGAUUGGAACACUUUCGGUCAAUACUUGAGGAAUCAGCGGCCGCCGGUCCCGCUUACUCAGUGCAACUGCAGCCAUAUUCUUGAUUUCCUCCGGUAUCUGGAUCAGUUUGGUAAGACUAAAGUUCACUUACAAGGUUGCAUGUUUUAUGGUCAGCCGGAGCCGCCUGCUCCUUGUACUUGUCCGCUUAGGCAAGCUUGGGGUAGUCUUGAUGCUCUUAUCGGCCGGCUUCGUGCUGCCUAUGAAGAGAAUGGAGGUUCGCCGGAGACAAACCCUUUCGCGAGCGGUGCUAUUCGUGUUUAUCUCAGAGAAGUGAGGGACUCUCAAGCUAAGGCGAGAGGGAUUCCGUACAAGAAGAAGAAGAAGAAGAUACCUAAUCCAAGCAAAGGAAAUGAGGAAUCAAGCAGCUCUACAGUUCACUUCUCUUAAUUUGAUGCAGGAUCUGUUUUUGUGAGAGCACCAACUACCAAGGGAUCGGAAAGGAAACGUUAAAGCUGUUCAAGUUGCAGUUUUCUAUUACUCAUAACUACCAUCCACGACACCUUAUCUCAUGCCAUAAAUAUUGUUUUACUCAGUGAUUUGAAUUCAUAAAAAAAGUAGUAAUUUGUAUAAUUGAAGUUCUUUUUUCUUUCCACGCUUAAGCCUUCUACCACUACUUUUAAUAAGGUUUAUCUAUCGAUAAAUUUAGUAUUUUUGUUAAA
This is a messenger RNA of Mercurialis annua (annual mercury), 927 nucleotides long. RefSeq names its product protein LIGHT-DEPENDENT SHORT HYPOCOTYLS 10-like. The coding region runs from base 131 to 655 and encodes 174 amino acids. Gene Ontology annotation, biological process: response to light stimulus; mRNA transcription. The record is from RefSeq and is a predicted model, not a curated record. Gene Ontology annotation, cellular component: nucleus. NCBI's taxonomy places the organism in Eukaryota, Viridiplantae, Streptophyta, Magnoliopsida, Malpighiales, Euphorbiaceae. The transcript is spliced from 2 exons.